Messenger RNA from Pecten maximus, 522 nucleotides. Its product is annotated as 39S ribosomal protein L55, mitochondrial-like. Gene Ontology annotation, cellular component: mitochondrial large ribosomal subunit. Lineage: Eukaryota; Metazoa; Mollusca; Bivalvia; Pectinida; Pectinidae. The record is from RefSeq and is a predicted model, not a curated record. Bases 45 to 407 code for a protein of 120 amino acids. Gene Ontology annotation, biological process: translation. The transcript is spliced from 3 exons. Gene Ontology annotation, molecular function: structural constituent of ribosome.
UUUUUAAUUAUAUAUGCGACAAACCGGAAGUUAGGUAAACGAACAUGGCGACUCUUGCAAGAUUCGGAGAGUCGCUGUGCAAAGUCUGUCAAGGACACUUGAUACGUCAAUAUCAAACGAUAUCCAGUAGGACAUCACUGACACGGUACCGCAGAAGAAUUUACGUCCGUCAGUAUCCCACAACUGUAAUCUAUCCAGAUGGCUCGACAAUUACAGUGAGAUACAAGGAACCCAGAAAAAUCAUUACGUUGCCUGUUGAUCUCCAGGAGUUAUCCGAAGAAGAAGCUAAUGCAGUAAUUCGCAGAAGAACCCCACGGAAAAAGAUAACUGUGGUAGAAGAAUUUGAAGAUGACUUUGACUCUAAUAAAUACAAGCAUAUAUGGAAAAAGAAGUCUGUGAAAAGUUAAAAUACUGACAAAAGUCUACAAUAUUAAGGAGUGUGUUCAUGUCUAUUGUACUUGGAAGUGAUUUUACAAAGUUAUGUGAAAGGAAGAGUGUAAAAUAAAUGUAUAUCUCAUUAAU